Hippocampus comes (tiger tail seahorse) is the source of this 1421-nucleotide messenger RNA. It is a transcript of the gene ppa1a, whose product is annotated as inorganic pyrophosphatase 1a. The coding region runs from base 396 to 1280 and encodes 294 amino acids. The record is from RefSeq and is a predicted model, not a curated record. NCBI's taxonomy places the organism in Eukaryota, Metazoa, Chordata, Actinopteri, Syngnathiformes, Syngnathidae. Gene Ontology annotation, cellular component: cytoplasm. Gene Ontology annotation, biological process: phosphate-containing compound metabolic process. Gene Ontology annotation, molecular function: magnesium ion binding; inorganic diphosphate phosphatase activity. The transcript is spliced from 11 exons.
ACCUCAAUCACAUCCAUGGAAUUCUGCAACGUGCAAUCGCCGCACAGCCCGCAAACGAAAACAAAUCAAGCCUGUAAAUACGUUAUCAAACGCUUGCAGCAAAACCCCCGAGAAGGGAAGAAGACAGCUAAUCCGGCUUGUUAAUUGGUUUACAGCUCACGCGUGCAUUGGAAGCAAGCAAAGUGAGCACCAUCUGUUUUUGUCUGAAAGGGGCGUCUCAAGAGCUUCGCGGCGCGUCAAUAACAUCUAAAAACUGCCAAGCGCGCUAAGGCCUGAAAAGUUGCUCUCCGGCUCACAGCAUUGCCUCUGUGGAAGUGAAGCGUGCGUCUUUCUGCGGCAUUUCUUUGAACGCUCCACGGACGAGGAAACAAAACGGGAAAAGGGAGGUCAUCGCCAUGAGCUUCAGCACCGAGGCGAGAGGGCAACCCAACACGGUUGGCUACAGGCUCUUUUUUAAGAACGCAGAGGGCCAAUACAUAUCUCCCUUCCACGACAUCCCCGUCUUUGCAGAUGAAGCCCAGAACAUAUUUCACGCCGUGGUGGAGGUUCCCAGGUGGACCAACGCAAAGAUGGAGAUAGCCACCAAAGACGCUCUCAAUCCUCUGAAACAGGACGUCAAGAACGGGAAGCUUCGCUACGUGGCAAACGUGUUCCCGCACAAAGGCUACAUCUGGAAUUACGGAGCCAUCCCGCAGACAUGGGAGGACCCUCACCACCAAGACAGCGACACGAGUUGCUGCGGGGACAAUGACCCCAUUGACAUUUGCGACAUUGGGGACAAGGUGUGCGCCGCAGGGGAAGUGAUCAGAGUGAAGGUCCUGGGCACGCUGGCGCUCAUCGACGAGGGCGAAACCGACUGGAAGGUCGUCGUCAUCAACGCGGAUGACCCGGAGGCCGCAUUCUUUAACGACAUCGACGACGUGGCACGACUCAAGCCGGGCUACCUGGAGGCCACGCUGGACUGGUUCAAGCGAUAUAAAGUCCCCGACGGGAAAGCCGAAAAUCAAUUUGCCUUUAGCGGACACUUCAAGGGCAGGGACUUUGCCAUCGAGACGGUGAAGAGCACCCACCAGUUCUGGAAAGCCCUCAUCGCUCAGAAGACUGACGCCGGCGAGUUAAACUGCAUGAACACAAGCGUCUCUGAGAGUCCAUUUUGUUGCUCUGCCGAAGAUGCCGCCGCCGUGGUUGAUUCACGUUUGCAGGCUGGUCCUUUUGGAGCUGCGGAACCCAUUCCCACUUCUGGUGUGUAUCAAGUAAAAAUGUCCACUUUGUGCUGUUGAUUUCUGACACAAUACUGUGCUCUGGUUUUUACUUUUUUCAUUUAUUUGUUUCAGUCGACAAAUGGUUCUACUACGAUAAGUAAGGAUGGCGUGGAAGGGACAUCACUUUACAUUUUGUGGACAUUUCAUGCUUGUCAACAA